GUUGUUUUGAUGGGCCGGACUCAUGCCGACAGCACACUUCCAGUCCAGCAGCUAAGCAAACAAGCGGUGUGAUUUCACAUGGAAGGGCCUCUGUCUCUGGACCCUCAUUGGUCCGGACAGGCUUGCAAGCCUCCAUUGAGCCAAUCAGGAGGAAUUUGGGGUACUAAUGCCACUCUCAGGAGGAGGACUUUCCUUGGGUCUGGCAGCUCACGUUGCGAGCUCCACCCUCCUCCUCUUUUCUCCGGUUUCUGCAGCCUGUUCUGUGUUGAACUGCACUAACUAAAAAGCUAAAGACCACUUUGAUUGUAUUCCACUGAUCAAUCAUGUAUUUGGGAAACUUUUUGGGAUCCAAGGGGCGGUGGGUGCUCAGCGCUCUCCUUAUUUGUGCCUUCAUCUUUGAGUUAGCAUAUUGUCAAAAAGACACACAAGAAAAGAGGAACACACCAGGAAGGAAGCCCAAGCCCAUCAAACCCAAACUUGGGAAAUCAACAAAGAAAGAGUCCAGAGCUGUAACAGCCAAACCCAAAAUCAAAGCCACAGCCGCAGCCCAGACUGUCCUCACACAGGUGCUAAACAGAGGGAAGUUUAAGAAGGUGGGAGAAACCAUAAGUGUGCAGACAGGAGACACCAUGGAGCUGAGGUGCAGGGGCAAACCUGUGCAGUGGGGCGUCCCACGGUACCUGGAGGACGACGACGACGGCCGCCUCAGGAUUGUUCAACACCAGCGAUAUGGCGUCCUGACAUUAGUCAACACAACUGGUGCAGACACAGGGGAGUACACCUGUUUUCCUAUGUACUGUGAGGACACAGACUGCAGGAAGGAGUACAACAAAGCUGUCAAAGUCUUCGUAUUCUUUCCCGAUCCACAAGAAUUAUUCGUCCCGUCGUCUGACUACUACAAGGCCAUCCACCUGAGGACCAACUGGCCGACGCUCCUCCCCUGCCAGGUGACGUCACCUGAGGCCAAAGUGACUCUGCACCGCGAGUUUCCCCCCAUGGAGGUGGCAGUGGACGGGACGGAGAUCUCCUUUAACGUCAAGAGGGGCUUCACCAUCCACCGACCCCGGCCUCAUCACGCUGGACCCUUGUUCUGUGUCGCCAGUCUGGGCAACCUGAGGCAGAGCUCCACCACGUACAUGCUCAUCUAUGUCAACUACCCCAUGGCUCCUCCUGCUCCAGUGAUCCAAGCAUCCUCAAACUCGCUGGUUGUGGGGGAGAAUCUGCGUGUCAGCUGCUCCGUGGUGGGGGAACAGGACGUGGUCGUGGAGUUCACCUGGGAAUACCCGGGACAGGAGAUUGGGAGGCCUCUGUACACACAGGAGAGCGUCACCCCAACCGGCGGAGGAGCGGCUCGACAGCAGUCUCAGUCCGUCCUCCUGGUGGACGAGGUGAGGGACGUGGACCAAGGAGCAUACACCUGCACCGCCAUGAACCUGCAAGGCGCCAAAGCAGUGUCCACCAGUGUGAAAGUGGUCAAAGCCAAACCCAGGAAACCGUAAACCAACAAAGUUGGAGAUGAGAGGAAGCAUUUUGCUUGGUCGUGGGAUUAAACAGUAUUCUAAUUACAUACUUACAUAAAUAUAAAGGUACAACAAAAUAUCAUCUUCUCCUUUUGUCGUGACUAGUGAAAAAAGAAACACGUGUCGCUGUGUCUUUUUUUUCUACUUUUCUUAUCAUGCAUAACCAGGCUAAACACAAGGGCCUGGAAAUGAAAAGGAGUGAUGAAAACAUUAUAAUCAUGAGGUAAACGGUUUAUUUUUCUUUGAGGGUGAUAUGGUUUCUGUAAAAAUUAUGUUUUAUGUGUCAUUUAUCAAUUUUGCGUUAUUUUGAUUUUAAUUGAUUGAUUCAUAAUUAUGAUGAUAAUUUACAUUAACUCACAAUAAUUAUAUGAUCAUCAUUAUUUUAUUAAAUAAUUAACCAACUCCAAUUCCUUUCUAGAUCCAGAGUACAUUGUUUUGUGAUUUAAAUAUCUUUAUUUUACUUGGUUGGACGGAAUAAAUUGAAUGACGUUCUUGGA
Messenger RNA from Gasterosteus aculeatus aculeatus (three-spined stickleback), 2017 nucleotides. Its product is annotated as platelet-derived growth factor receptor-like protein. Lineage: Eukaryota; Metazoa; Chordata; Actinopteri; Perciformes; Gasterosteidae. The record is from RefSeq and is a predicted model, not a curated record.